AUGGAAACUCCAAAACGAAACGCACCAAUAGCUACUGCAACAUCAGCAACUCUAACUGAAUCAUCUGGUGGUCUUGCCUUUGAAGUGAAACUUGCUGAAUCACCACGACAUGUUGGAGCCAUGCAUCCACCAUCACAUUUUCUUUCACCAAGCGCAAAAGCAAAUCAAAAUGAAAUGUCAAUACCAUUAACACCAGAGAGUAUCACUGAAAAAUUGAAACGUGCCGAAGAACGUCGUCUUAGUUUAGAACAACUUCGUUCAACAUUGCUUGCGGCAGAAAAUAGCCGACCUAUUGAAGUUAGUAAAAUAAAAGAUCAACAAGCUGAAGAAUUUAAAAAGCAAACGGAAGAAAAAUUACAAAAGAAACUUGAAUCAGCAAAAGAAAAUCGCGACCGUGUCCUACAAGCUAAAGUUGAAAAGGCCAAAGCACCUAUUGAAAAAGGUCGUGCUAGUGUUCAUCAAAAGUUAGCUAAACUUGAAGAAGAACGGCAAUUGUUACAAGAAAGAAUUAAUCAAAAAUUAAAUACGGCGGAAACAAAUCGACAAGAACAAUUAGAUCGUUUAAUGGAAAAGCUCAAUGAACAUGAUAAAAAAAUUGAAGCUAUUAAAAGUCAAACUAAAAGCGAAUCAAUUGCAACUGAAUAA
Messenger RNA from Rotaria socialis, 645 nucleotides. The record is from the annotation of a GenBank genome assembly. NCBI's taxonomy places the organism in Eukaryota, Metazoa, Rotifera, Eurotatoria, Philodinida, Philodinidae.